Salmo salar (Atlantic salmon) is the source of this 2444-nucleotide messenger RNA. Lineage: Eukaryota; Metazoa; Chordata; Actinopteri; Salmoniformes; Salmonidae. The record is from RefSeq and is a predicted model, not a curated record.
CUCCACACCCACUACUGCAAGUGUUACAGUAGUACUGGAACUACAGAGAGCAUCUACACCCUGAGUCCUGCUGGUCACACAGGAGGAUAUGUGUGUAGAGCUGGGAGAGGAGACCCAGUCUAUGACACACUCUACAGUGAACCUCAGUUUCUCUGGUCAGGAGAUCUGCAGCCUUCAGUGUCUCUCAGAAUAAGUCCCAACACAACUCAACACUUUAGAUCAAAGUCUCUCUCACUGAGCUGUGAGGAGAAGGGGAACUCUACUGGAUGGAGACUGAUGAGAUACACAGAGAGAGGAGUAGAGUCAGGGUGUGUCUCUAACUGGGGAUCAAUAACAGGGUCCACAUGUACCAUCAGUUACACCUACACAUGGUACAGUGGAGUGUUCUGGUGUGAGUCUGGAUCCGGAGAGUACAGUAAUGCUGUAAAUAUCACAGUGGAUGCUGGUGAUGUGAUCCUGGAGAGCCCUGCCCAUCCCAUGACUGAAGGAGACUCUGUGACUCUGCACUGCAAAUACCGGACAAACAGCUCAACCAUCAAGGCUGAUUUCUACAAAGAUGGAGUACUCAUCAAGAAUGAGACCACAGGAGAGAUGACCAUCCCUGCAGUAUCCAAGUCAGAUGAAGGAUUCUACAAAUGCAAAUCCCCUGACAAGGGAGAAUCACCAGAGAGCUGGAUGACAGUGAGAGUCGUAUCUCCUGGAUCCUCUACAUCAGUCCUAGUAGGAGUGGUUGUGGGUCUGGUUGUUGCUGGUGUUCUACUGGUCAUUCUCCUGGUCCUGCUGUGGAGAUUUAAAAAUGGCAAAGUUCCUGUUUUAACAGAAUAUUCUUGAACCCCCAGCCCCAGAGCACCAACCAGGACCCCCAACAGGACCAAGGAUCUACCCAGGGCUGGGCUCCUGAUGCUGGGUAUACACUUCUGCAGCCUGGUAGUGCUCACAUCUACGACAUGAUCAAUCCCUCAGACAACAAUGUUAAUGAUGCUGCUGCUGGACCAUGUCAUGUGACAUACGCCCAGAUUCAACUCAAAAAUUUGGACAACAAAAAGAAAGGAGGAAUGAUCCAAAAGAAAGUCCAGUCUACUCUGAGGUGAAGACAGGGAAAGCCAAGACCUAUUCUACAAGUUGGCACAGCUGGACCUGUUGAUGUGACCUACGCUGAGGUUGUCCUCAAAAAGAAGACCAAAGCCAAGAAGAAGAGAGAAACAACAACCCCACCAGAGGCAGAUUCAGUCUAUUCUCAACUGAAGCCAGGCACAACCCCAGGUAAGAUGCUAUUGAUACAUAUGUCAGCCUCUCACUAUAGACUUGGAUAGAUCAGCAAGGGAAUAAUGGUGAAAAGGACAUCUCAGUGUAUGAACUAGUAUGAUAUUGACUUGCUAGGGGAAAAACAAGAGGCUAGGGAUAUUACUAAUAGAUACAUAAAGGCUUAUAUUACUGUUUCCAGAAUGUUUUCUGACACUACAAAAUGAAUGACUCAUUGAAAAUAUAAACACACACAGAAUGCAAUUUAACGUGAAUAUAUUUUGAAUAAAAGAUUUGCAGUUACACAAAUACACAAGGUAAGCUACCAUGACAAAAUUAUCCACACAGCAGCAGGUAAAUUCUAUAGAUAUUUAACAAGACUUUCUGUACACUUGUAAGUGCAAUUAAGCAACAGUCUCUUUGCUAAAUGCAAUCCUUAAUCCCUUCAAAUGUAUAAGUUAUACAUCCAAAAACAAUAGUGUCUGUCUCAGUUAUCCUCGUGUCUCCAGCAGCAUCACCCUUUCCAGUGCCUCAAAAGUCCUCUGCCACAGCAAACCAGGAGUUUACGCAAUUGGCCCAGAACUUUAACAAGGCUUGUCGUUGGCUAAACCAAAUCAGUUUACUUAGUUUACAUGAACAUAAAACAUGUCCAAAUAAUUGAGUGGACUGUACAUCAAAGAAUUCAACAAACUGUGACUCUUAGAGGCCCAGUGCAAUCAAAAACAUGAUUUUUCUAUGUUUUAUAUAUAUUUCCACACUGAUGUUGCAAUAAUACUGUGAAAUUGUUAAAUUUAUAACAGUGCCCAUUUAUUUUAAAAGCGAAAAGACCGAUCGACAUUUCAGCCUGUUUUGGUGGGAAGGAAUUUUUUACAUGUCAUUUCUUUGACGCUUGCACAUGACAAUGAUAUAACAUAGGCUUAACAGCAGAGGCUGUAGUAAAAUGACAUGUUUCUAAUACAUGGUUUAUCAGGGUAUUACACUUACAUGGAACUGAUGCUCAUAUAUCAUAGUAUACUGUAUCUAUUUACAGUAUAUCUCUGUUUUAUUCUUAAGAUUUUGUUUGACUGCAUGCACAAACAAAUGUUGUGUGGUGAUAUGUUACAGGUCCUUGAGGGAGAUGGAGGUAUAAAUAACUGUGUGGUGAUAUGUUACAGGUCCUUCAGGGAGAUGGAGGGAUAAAUAUCAUUGUGUGGUGAUAUGUU